Messenger RNA from Terrapene triunguis (Three-toed box turtle), 2838 nucleotides. RefSeq names its product myosin-9-like. Gene Ontology annotation, biological process: positive regulation of autophagosome maturation; plus-end-directed vesicle transport along microtubule. The annotation marks the transcript as partial. Lineage: Eukaryota; Metazoa; Chordata; Testudines; Emydidae. The transcript is spliced from 6 exons. The record is from RefSeq and is a predicted model, not a curated record. Gene Ontology annotation, cellular component: autophagosome; lysosome; late endosome.
AUGACGGGGGAGCUGAGCCCCCCAGCGGGCUGGAAGCCGGUUCUGCUGAUGGAGAUGGAGCAGCAGAGAGCCCAGCUCCUGGGCCAGCGGGGCUACCCGGGCACCUUCCGGCUAGAGGCACACAAGCCCCAGGGAAACCCCCACACGGCGCUGUGGGGUGUCAACCCAGGGGAAGCUGGACAACAGCCAAGUGAGACCCCUGAGAGCCGCACGCCCACGGGCCUGGCUGGCAGCCCGCGCAGGACGCCCAUCACGCAGCACCAGGAGAACGCGCCGCCAGGCACCCAGAAACAGACGCCCACGGCCAGGGGCACGUUUGAGAACUUCUGCCUCAGCGACCGGCUCUGCCAGCAAACCCAGGGCAGCGCUGGCCAGGCUCCCCGCUGGCAUUUCUAUGGGAAACCAACACGGUUAGGACCUGAGCCCGCCACCUGGGACAGCACACUUGUCACUGACGUGCAGUCUCAGCCGGAUACAGGCUUCUCCUGCGCUUUGCUCAGUUUAAAAGUCGAUUCUCCGCUGGUGCAAACUGGCAUCGCUCCCGAGGGCCGUGCUCACUUCUGCCAGCUGCGAAUGCGCCCCGGCAUUGUCCAACAGCCAGCCCUGCAAACUGCCCCCGCGCCGGAAUCAGUCCUGGCACAUCAGCACCAGCCACGGCGGUUCUGCCGCCGAUACACGACCCAGCGCUGCAGCUGCCCUGAAGACCAGAGACGGGCUAUCGUGCAUCUCUGCGGGGUGGAGAUCGAAACAACACAAGAGAGGCUGGUCUGGUGUUUCCCUGCGUUGGCACGGCUCAUGGGAUCGACCCCAUCACUAGCCAUCGGAGGCCAAGAUUUUCAAACGUCCAACCGGAAACACCUUCGGGGUGAUCUGCUCUCUGGUGCCCAUGAGGUUGACCCUGGGCUGCUGCAGCCAGUUCUGGCGCCCGCGUGGACUCUGUCCAGAUCCUCCAGCCAAAGCCCCGUGACCAGCCAGAAGGAGGGGCCGGCCUGGCCGGUUGGGAACCCAGCUGGAGACAGCGAGAAACACCACGGAGCCAGGAGAGGACCCCAGGAGGAGCCCCAGCUCCCGGGACGGGUCAGCCGAUCCCCGGGGCUUAGCACUGAUGACCCGUUCCAGCCCGGACUGGAAGAGUCCAGGGCACAUACGGCAACGGAGAGGAGCCCGGACAACGGGCGACAGGCGGGUUCCCAGCAGCGGGGCUCGGAGGCGGCUGGAGACGGAAAGCCAGAGGCUGAGCUCCAGAGGGUUAACGCCCAGCUGCAGCUGCAGGUCGAGGCACUGGGCAGGGAGCUGGAGUCCAUGCUGGUUCAGCAAGCGCAACGCCACCGCCAGGAGCAAGACAGGCUAGAGCAGGAGGCAGCCCAGCGCUGCAGCGGCCAGGCGGAGGAGCAGGCCAGGCAGAUCCGGGAGCUCCAGGACUCCAAGGCCUUCCUGAGCGACACGCUGGAGGAGAUGGACGUGCUGGUGAGCGCCCUGAGGCGGCAGCUGUCCCAGAGGGAGGAGGAGACGGCGUCCCUGCGGGCAGCCCAGGCGCAGGAGCUGGCGGAGCUGCAGGCGCGGCACGGAGCCAGGCUGGCAGCGGGGGAGAAGCGUCAGCAGGAGCUCGCCGAGCGGCUUUCCCAGGCGACGCGCGGCGCCGAGCAAGAGGCGGCCGCGGCGGCCGGCCAGCGCCAGGAGGCUCGGGCCGCUGCCGAGGCCCUGGAGGAGGCCGAGCGGCGGCUGAGAGCGCAGGAGGCCGAGAGGAGGGAGUACCUGGCGGGAGCAGAAGCCCAGGAGCUGAGGCACCGGCAGCUGCUGUCGCGGUGCCAGAGGCUGCAGGAGAAGCUGAGUGCGAGCGAGGGGAGGCUGGAGGAGACGGAGGCCCAGGUGGCAGCUCUGCAGCGCCAGCUCAGCCCGGGGCAGCAGGAAGGGCCCAGCGGCAGCCCCCCGCUCGGCCCGGAGGAGGAGACGGCCCAGAGGGCCGCGCUGGAAGGCAGGCUCCGGCAGGCCGAGGUGCAGGCCGAGGGGCUGAGAGAGAAGCUGGAGCGGGGCCUGGCGGAGGGAAGGGAGCUGGAGAGGGAGCGAGAGGCCCUGCUGGAGUCAGCGGUGUCUCAGGGGCAGAGCCUGGCGGCCGCCCGGCUGGAGGCUCAGGAUCUCCAGAAAGCGCUGGCUGCACGGCAGGAGCGAAACGCCUCCCUCCAGGCGGCUUUGGAGCACGCGGAGCGGGCCCUGACGGACAAGGAGGAAGGGGCGCGGGGCCUGCAGGAGGAGCUGGAGGGGCAGUCGGCCAAGCUGCGGGAUGCCCUGGCCGAAAACGCCGCUGUGGCCUCCCGGCUGGCGGAAGCCGCCGCGGGCUUCGCGCGCGAGAAGGCCCAGCUGGAGGCGCGAGGCAGCGAGGAGCGAGCCGGGCACGAGAGGGCUGUGGCCGAGCUGAAGAGGCGGCUGGCGGAGUGCGAGGAGCAAAGGCGGGCGGAGGGAGAGGAGAAACAGCAGCUCCAGGCCGUGCUGCGGGGAGCCUCCGAAGAGAGAGACGUCCUGGCCAAGCAAGUGCAAACCACAGCGGCCGCCCUGGAGAGCCGUGCCCGGGAGGCAGGCGAGCUCCGAGACGAGCUGGAGGAAUUGAGGGCCCGCAGCCAGCUGGAGGACACCCGGCUGCAGGAAGCGCUGGCCCGGCAGAAGGAGGAGAGUGACGGGCAGAUGGUGGCGCUCCGGCUCCAGGUGCAGACGUUGGAGCUGGAGAAGCAGAGAGCCGCCGACACGCUGGAGCAGGCCAGGGGGCAGCUCGCCGCCGUGCUGGCGGAGAAGGACGCCUUGGAGGAGACGCUGGCCCGAGCUGCCGCGGAGCUGGAGCGGGCG